This is a messenger RNA of Aspergillus ochraceoroseus IBT 24754, 1029 nucleotides long. RefSeq names its product elongation of very long chain fatty acids protein. The transcript is spliced from 3 exons. Gene Ontology annotation, cellular component: endoplasmic reticulum membrane. The record is from RefSeq and is a predicted model, not a curated record. The coding region runs from base 1 to 1029 and encodes 342 amino acids. NCBI's taxonomy places the organism in Eukaryota, Fungi, Ascomycota, Eurotiomycetes, Eurotiales, Aspergillaceae. Gene Ontology annotation, molecular function: fatty acid elongase activity. Gene Ontology annotation, biological process: very long-chain fatty acid biosynthetic process; fatty acid elongation, polyunsaturated fatty acid; sphingolipid biosynthetic process.
AUGGAGUUCGUGCAAAACCUGUCCUAUCCCACCAUCGACCGCCCCUUUGGCGUCCACCUAUGGCCUCUCUUUGACAAGGCCUUUGAAGUCGUGGUGGGCUAUCCUGCCAGCGAAUUCGAUUUCGUUGAGGGUGUAACCCCCAUGUCGACUUUCAAGCAGACCGCAAUUAUGCUGGUUACCUACUAUGUCAUCAUUUUUGGCGGCAGGGAGGUCAUGAAGAGCCGUGAUGCCUUCAAGCUCAGCUUCCUCUUUAAGAUCCACAAUUUCUUCUUAACGGCAGUCAGCGCCAUUCUGCUGGCCCUGUUUGUUGAACAGCUUCUGCCUACUCUGGUGAGGGAUGGUGUUUUCUACUCCAUUUGUGACCACCGUGGAGGAUGGACACAGCCCCUGAUUGUUUUGUACUAUCUGAACUACCUCAACAAGUACCUUGAAUUCCUCGAUACCGUCUUCCUUUUCCUAAAGAAGAAGCCCCUGACCUUCCUUCACACCUACCACCACGGUGCCACCGCUCUCCUGUGCUAUACCCAGCUGAUUGGUCUGACUGCUGUCCAAUGGGUUCCCAUCACCAUUAACCUUCUGGUGCACGUGGUCAUGUACUGGUACUAUUUCCAGAGCGCUCGUGGUAUCCGUAUCUGGUGGAAGGAAUGGAUCACUCGUCUCCAGAUCAUUCAAUUCGUCAUUGAUCUUGGUUUCGUCUACUUCGCUUCCUACACCUACUUCUCUUCCACUUACUUCCCAUGGGCUCCUAACAUGGGCAAUUGCGCUGGCGAGGAGUUUGCCGCUUUCGCCGGCAUGGCCAUUCUGAGCUCCUACCUCGUCCUGUUCAUUUCCUUCUACAUCGCCACCUACAAGAAGGCCUCCAAGGGUGGUCGCCCCCGUCGCAACACUGGCAAGCAGGCCGUCAUUGAUAUGGCAAGAUUCGAAGUGGCACCCGCUACUCCCGCCGCCAAUGGCAGCGCCAAGUCGAACGGAACUGCUGUCUCUACUGCCCGGUCCAAUGGCCCUGUCACUCGCUCCCGCAAGGCCUAG